CCAAGCGGACACAAUGAGCCAAGUGGUGGGCAUCAUCAGAUAUUACUGAUGCAUGAAUGUGAAAACGCGGUAUGUAAAAGAAGCAGUCACAGCCUGCGCCAGACGUGGACGACCAGCGAUCUCUGACCACGGAGUACUUCAAUUCGCCCGGUUUACACUUUCAAAGCGUGCUGUGUCCUGCCGUAGAACCAUCAAAGGCUCAUAAGAAUGGCUAAUGAGAUGAUGUGACAUCAUGCACGCGUUGAUGAUUGAGUUCAUUGCGCGCGUCGUGGUACCUUGCAAUUAUUUCAAGGGUGCUCGUCCCCUCUAAUGUGCCCACCUGCAUUCGCUCUUGAUGUUCUAGGUGUACAACAGACCGUCAUGUCCGUGUCAAAAGUUUCUCCCAACGUCACAUUGACGCGCUGCGCAACGCGACUUCGUGACGUCAGCAAACAACACAGUCCUCGUUGCAUAUCGACUGCAACGCAACUUUUAUCCUUCCCAGAACAUAGGAAUUCUCUCAGAUCUUCUGUACUGGCCCAGAAACACGCAAAUCAAAUCUCGACCCAAUCGAAUCGCACCUACUUCACGAUGUCGAACAACGCAGAGCUCCAGCAGUCCAACAUCUUCAAUGUCAAGGACAAGAUCGCCCUCGUUACUGGCGGAGGAUCAGGUAUUGGUCUGAUGAUCACACAGACUCUUGCUGUCAACGGCGCCAAGGUCUAUAUCGUCGGUCGGACAGAGGAGAAGCUCGAGAAGGUUGUCGAGGUCCAUGGCCAGGAUAUCUCCGGGCAAAUUAUCCCCAUCGUCGGAGAUGUUCAAACAAAGGAUGGUGUCCAGAAGAUCCUGAAAGAAGUCGAGUCUAGGGAGAAGUACUUGGAUAUUCUGGUCAACAAUGCUGGCAUUGCGUACGGCAAGACAAAUUCCAAGGUCGAGAGUGCUGAAGAAUUUGCGAAGAACAUGUUUGGCGAUACCAGCGAGAAAGCGUGGCUCGAUACCUACCAGACCAACGUCGUUGGCCCAUUCCUGAUGGGAACCGCCUUCCUUCCUCUUCUCGCAAAGGGCACCGAACAAACACACGGAUGGUCUUCCACCAUUGUAAACAUCUCUUCGAUCUCGGGCCACAUCCGCAUUUCGCAAGACCACUUCUCUUACAAUGCAAGCAAGGGUGCCACCAUUCAUGUCAAUAAGAUGCUCGCAACCGAAAUCGCAAAGAACGGCAUCAAGGUUCGCGUCAACAGCAUCGCACCGGGUGUCUUCCCUAGCGAGAUGACCACACAGGAGAGCAGUGAUAAGACUCAGAAGUCUGAAAUGCCGAAGGAGAAGAAAGAGGGCCUUCCCGCCCAGCGUCCGGGUAAGGACACCGACAUGGCGCAGUCGAUCAUGUUCGUUGCUACUUGCCAGUACCUGAAUGGUCAGACGAUCACUGUGGAUGGUGGCUACUCUUUCCAGGCCGGAAACUAGGAGCGCUCAGCAUUUCAGCUCACGGACGAGCGACACAUACUUAGCAUAGCGGGCAUCGGGAUCUGACCCGAGCGGGUACGAAGCAAUGAAGUCAUGAAUAAGCCGCGUCUAUCCACUUCAGUACAUGCCUUGCAAGCGGCACGAUAAGCUAACGCCCCAAAGCUUCU
Messenger RNA from Boeremia exigua, 1610 nucleotides. RefSeq lists its product as uncharacterized. Gene Ontology annotation, molecular function: oxidoreductase activity. NCBI's taxonomy places the organism in Eukaryota, Fungi, Ascomycota, Dothideomycetes, Pleosporales, Didymellaceae. The record is from RefSeq and is a predicted model, not a curated record. The coding region runs from base 310 to 1443 and encodes 377 amino acids. The transcript is spliced from 3 exons.